Molecule: messenger RNA, 750 nt
Organism: Cydia fagiglandana
Lineage: Eukaryota; Metazoa; Arthropoda; Insecta; Lepidoptera; Tortricidae
Exons: 5
Coding region: 100-717 (205 amino acids)
Source: RefSeq, a predicted model, not a curated record
AUUUAAAGUUUUUUAACGGCAAACAUUGCUGAAAUGUUUGUUAAGUAAAUAGUUCGGAAUCCACUACAAUGUAAUUUAGUGCAUUUUGGAUGAUUAGAUAUGGAAGUUGCAAGUGAUGUUUUAAUAAAUCAAAUUCGUCUAAAACAUGAGAAUGCAGCAAACAAUAGUUAUGUAACGGAGAGCCCAGAAGGCUUCCGCUUGCGGUUGCGAGCGCUGUUCGUGGCGCUGCUCGGUGUCUCGAUGUCGGCGUGCGCGCUCGCGUCGCAGCCCGUCGAGCUGGCGCUGGAGGAUGACGACGUCUUGCAGAAGCUCAACAACGUCAGCUUUGCGAGGCGGAUCACUAAGCCAACGAUACGCCUUGUGUUGGGCUAUGGGAGGCUAAGCGCUUUGGUCACCUGCAUAAGCUCGCUGUUGUUACUGGUAGCUGUCAUGUCAAAGCAAUCGUGGUGGCGUCACGGCACACGCUGGCUGGCUGCGCCAGCUCUGUUAGUGAUCGCGUUGGAAAUCGCGUCAGACGCCGGCGACACCAUGCUGUCGGCGGCUCUGCGGGGCGCGGCGGAGCCGGGCAAACUGGCCGUUCGGUGCCUCGCCGCUACCAUACUGAUCACCAUUGAGAUACUCGUCUGGUAUUUCAUCGCGAAAUUCUUCGAACACAACCCGCAGGCAGAUGUAAUCGAACCAGAAAAGGUCCCCGAAUUCAAAGCUAUCCAGCAAUAAGGAGUGUCCGUUUUACUUGUAAAUUGUGUGACA